CUCAGCACGACACCCUCCGGCAUGGCUUCCCCCAGGAUAGCGUCGCCAAUGCGCGGCGUCUCGUAUCAGCUGAGCAGACUGUCGCUACGGCAGGAUGCCGUUCCCAAAUCGCUCUCCGCCUCCUUUGCGCGCUCAAUAACGACGUCGACCGUAUCCUCGAUAACCACCUCCGCCGAUGGAUUCGUUCCCGUCAAGCCCUUCGAAGAGCAGACCGUGCUCGCUACCAUCCACAAGUUCCCGUCUCUCGAGCCCCUCCGCCUCCAAAGCUAUCCCGCAAACUACCUCAAUCUUCCCACCCGCAGAGACAUUCUCCACCGCGCAGUCGUCUAUGAGGGAGACAUGACCCGGUUAGGUACCGCACACAAGAAGAACCGGUAUGAAGUCCGAGGUUCAGCAAAAAAGAUUCGACCGCAGAAAGGAUCAGGAAGAGCGCGUCUGGGUGACAAAAAUUCGCCUAUGCUAAGAGGAGGAGGUCUAUCACACGGUCCCAGGCACCGCGACUUCUCCACGGAACUUCCCAAGAAGGUCUACGAUCUAGCAUGGCGGACAGCCCUCUCAUACCGAUGGCGUAAGGGCGAACUUAUCAUUGUGGAUAAUGCCAUAGAGUUGGAAAGCCCAUCACAAAGACUCUUGAACCACAUCUUCGAGGUGCACGAGCGGGAAAGAGGCAAAGGCAGGAGUCUUUUGGUCACGUCGGAGGACCGUCCGUUUCUCGAAGAGGCGUUGGAUAAGAUGGACCGUGGAAGGCAAGCACUUACCUGGGACCUCGUCGACGUCAAAGAUCUCCUCGAACUUCAGCGCAUCAUCAUCGAGCGCAAAGCCCUCUGGAACAUCUUCAAGGAACACCGAUCCGACCUGCAGGGCCUCCGGGUCCCAGGAGACCUCCAGCGCGAACCCGAGGACCCCGCCUCCCACGACUUCAUGCCAGGCUGGACUCAGUUCCACGCUCUAAUGACCGCGCCCCACGCCGAGCGCGAGGCCGUCCGCGCAGAAGCCUACGAGUCCACCGCCUACGAGCGCUGGACUCGCGCCGAAGCGCUCCCCGAGUCCGACCCCGAGAAGCUGCAGCUCACCGUUUCCGCCUUCGAGCUCCUUGCCGAAGCAAAGGACCUCGCCCGCAAACAGCUCCCCGCUAUGGAAACCCUCUCGGCCAUCCGGAAGGAGAAGAAUGCCAUCGUCGCCAAGCUCGAGGAGGACGGCGACCCUGAGGGCGCCCUCAGCCAGGCUCAGGUAGACGCCGCGGAGGCAAACCUUGCAAUCAAGGAGAGAAAGGUGAACGGGCUCGAGCUCAAGGCUCAGGCCGCAGAGCACCGCCGAGAUGCGUACCGCUUCCGGGGCAAGAAGGGCCGGGCAGAGGAGAUGGAGAAGCGUGCCGGGAAUCUGAGGACGGAGAUGGCGCUGGCUGAGGAUUCGCUGCUCUACGCGAAGAUUCACCUUGCGAAGUCGACGGCUGAGACCCUGUCCGAGCAGGGCGACGUCGUCGAGGCGGAGAAGUACGAGGCGGAGGCUGAGGAGCUGCAGGCGCGGCUGAACGAGAUCAGGAGGCAGGCGGAGGAAGAGUCGGUAGACGAGAAGUCCGAGUACACUGAGGAGGAUAUUAGGACGGCGGAGAUUGAAGCGAAGAAGGCGGCGGAGAAGCAGUAAGCAUGAGCAACGAAGAGUCUUGAGUGAUUGUUUGCCAUUUGUAUCAGUAGUGUACGGGAUAUCUGUGCAUAGGAAAUACGGCAUGUAGGAUAUGGGUCGUGGACUGUAGCUUCUUCACAAUGUAUCCGCGAAUUGACUUGAAUUCUGGCU
Messenger RNA from Paraphaeosphaeria sporulosa, 1794 nucleotides. RefSeq names its product ribosomal protein L4. Gene Ontology annotation, molecular function: structural constituent of ribosome. NCBI's taxonomy places the organism in Eukaryota, Fungi, Ascomycota, Dothideomycetes, Pleosporales, Didymosphaeriaceae. The record is from RefSeq and is a predicted model, not a curated record. Gene Ontology annotation, cellular component: ribosome. The transcript has 2 exons. Gene Ontology annotation, biological process: translation. Bases 22 to 1644 code for a protein of 540 amino acids.